Messenger RNA from Phytophthora infestans T30-4, 1455 nucleotides. RefSeq lists its product as uncharacterized. The record is from RefSeq and is a predicted model, not a curated record. The coding region runs from base 1 to 1455 and encodes 484 amino acids. Lineage: Eukaryota; Oomycota; Peronosporomycetes; Peronosporales; Peronosporaceae. Gene Ontology annotation, molecular function: calmodulin binding. The transcript has 2 exons.
AUGUUCAACAAGGGUGCCGUCUCGAACACGGAGCCUCCGGCUUGGAAGCGUCGUGCUCCCAUCAAGUUGCCGACUGCAGACAAACCAGAUGAGCCCAAGAAGAGCGCGCUCGCUACAGCAAAGAGCUCCGAGUCGCUCCUGGAUGCAGCUGUCCAGGAGCGUCGACUGCGCGAGGAACAGGAACGUCGUACCGCUCAAGAAGCACGCGAUGCGAUGGCCAAGCAGUCGUCGUAUGACCUCGAGAGUGACCACGCGUACAACCACGCUGUCAAACAGAAAGAGUACGAACGCUCGGUGGAGCAGAAGGCCAAGGAAUCGCUCUCGCAGUUCACAAGCGACGGAAAGACGUUCGAGGCCGAGAAACGAGACGAGCAGCGUCGGCUGGAGGAGAUUGAACGUAAGAAAGAACAGGACACCAAGAAUCUUCACGCGACCACGUCGUAUUCAACCGAGUACGAUCAGACGUACAAUCACCACGCUAAACAGCGUGAAACGACGUCAAAGGCGGAGCAGGAUGCACAGAAAGCGCUGAGGAAUUUCGCUGGCGGGAAAACGUACUUCGAGGAGCAGCUAGAGGAGAAGAAGCGUCUGCAGGAACUGGAGCGACAGAAGGAGCAACAUGCCAAAGAGGCGUCUGCCAAGAACAACUACUCGUCGCCAGAGUUCGAUCACGCGUACGUGCAUGCGAAGGAGGUCGCGCAGGUGGAGAAAGAGGCCGAGGAUAAGGCCAAGGCUGCGUUGCUAAAGUACGACCAGCACGACGUCUCGCAUGAGUAUAGCAUGAAGAACGGCAUGAUGGUGUCCAAGCAAGCUGCCGUGUCUGGAACCCCCAAAGCCAAGCGCUACCCGUUCACAGACCCUGCGGCACGAAUUAAGAAGCCUAGUCCUCAAGCUAUCAAGGCACUGGCAAGAUUCCAAGAGCAACUCGCUGAAAGCCGUGCACGUGAGGAGCGAAAAGCGGCUGAUGCAGCUUCGCGCAAGACUUCGUGGGAGUCUGGCCGCAAGAUGUCGAUUGAAUCGGUUGAAUCGAUGGGAUCGGUGCGCAAACAGUCCUUUGAGGAGGUUGAUAUUGAGCAGAUCAAGGCUUCAGUGGAUGGAGCCAAGCUCGACGUGAGAUCUGCCGCUCUGAAGUUUGCUGACAUGGAUCGCAAAGCUGCGGAAUCGGCCAAGCAGAACAAGAAGCCGAUGACGUUCAAUGGCGUGACCUAUGGUCAGAGUGGGCGAGUCUUUCGUACUAAAGAGCAGGAACAGAAAGAGACUCAACGCAAGAACGACAUGGCUACACGGAUUCAGUCCCGUGUGCGUGGAGUUAUGGCCCGCGACGCCUAUAGCGAAAGAGUGUCUUCAGCCGAGAGAAUAGCAAUCCGCAUCCAAAUGGAGUUCCGACGACGUCAAGCUCAGAAGCAGCUAGAAGACUUGCGCCAGCAACUGCAGCCGGAAUCGCUAUCAGACUGA